AGAAGCAGGAUCACGAGGCGGGACUGAGCUGUCACCUCCCGCCUGCCUGGCCAGAGAGAGAGAGAGGGCCAGAACAUCAGGGAAGACCAGAUGAGCCAGCACCAGUGGGCCUGCCCCGGAUUCAAGAAGCUGUGAAUUUCGUACAGUCACCCACCGGCAUGAGAAGAUCGCGUGUUCUUUAAGCAGAGUUAUGAAAAGAAAGAAGCUGGGCAGCAGACUAAAACGGGAAUUGUCUUUUCCAAGAUCCAGAGCUCCAACAUUCCUUGGCGUAACAGAGAGAAGCACCUGGGAAAAUGUGGGCAAGGAAUCUUAUGGCAAGGGCCUUAUACGACAAUGUCCCAGAGUGUGCUGAGGAAUUGGCCUUUCGCAAGGGAGAUAUCCUGACUGUCAUAGAGCAGAACACAGGAGGACUGGAAGGAUGGUGGCUCUGCUCCUUACAUGGUCGACAAGGCAUCGUCCCAGGCAACCGGGUGAAGCUUCUGAUUGGCCCCAUUCAAGAGACCCCCUCCGGUCAGGACCAGCCUACUUCAGGACUAAUGCAUCAGACCUUUGGCCAACAGAAGCUCUAUCAAGUGCCAAACCCACACGGUGCCCCUCGAGAUACGAUCUACCAAGUUCCACCUUCCUACCAACAUCAGGGAAUUUACCAGGUCCCCACUAGCCAUGGUAUCCAGGAACAAGACGUGUAUCAAGUACCACCAUCAGUGCAGAGAAGCAUUGGGGCGGCUAAUGGUCCCCACUUAAGCAAAAAGGUGGUAACCCCAGUGAGGACAGGCCAGGGCUAUGUGUACGAGUACCCGUCCAGACACCAAAAGGACAUCUACGACAUCCCUCCUUCCCACACCACUCAAGGGGUGUAUGACAUCCCUCCGUCAUCUGUGAAAGUCCCUGUGUUCUCACUGCCAGUGGGAGAGAUAAAACCUCAAGGCGUCUAUGACAUCCCUCCUACUAAAGGGUUAUAUGCCAUUCCACCCUCUGCUUGCCGAGAUGAAGCAGGGCUUCGGGAAAAAGAGUAUGAUUUCCCCCCUCCAAUGAGACAAGCUGGGAGGCUGGACGUCAGGCCCGAGGGCGUUUAUGACAUCCCCCCAACCAGCACCAAGCCCACUGGGAAGGACCUUCACAUAAAAUAUAACUGUGAUGCUCCGGGGGCCGCCGAACUGGCCACACGAAGACACCAAAGCGUCUUGCUGAACCACGCGCCCUCACAGCUGGGACAGUCACCGGGCACCCAGAACGAUGCCUACGAUGUCCCCCGAGGGGUUCAGUUUCUGGAGCCGCCAGCAGAAACCAGUGAGAAAGCAAACCCUGAAGAAAGAGACGGCGUCUACGAUGUCCCUCUGCACAACCCACCCGAUGCCAAAGGCUCUCAGGACGUGGUGGAUGGUAUGAACCGGUUAUCUUUCUCCAGCACGGGCAGCACCAGGAGCAACAUGUCCACAUCCUCCACCACCUCCAAGGAAUCUUCGGUGUCCGCCUCCCCAUCUCAGGACAAAAGGCUCCUACUGGACCCAGACACAGCCAUUGAGAGACUUCACCGGCUGCAGCAGACCUUGGAGGUGGGCGUCUCCAGCCUCAUGGCCCUGGUCACCACGGACUGGCGGUGUUACGGAUACAUGGACCGUCACAUCAACGAGAUCCGCAGCUCGGUGGACAAGGUGGAGCUGUUCGUGAGGGACUACCUCCAUUUCGCCAGGGGGGCCGUGGCAAAUGCUUCCUGCCUCCCCGAACUCACCCUCCACAACAAAAUGAAGCGGGAGCUCCAAAGAGUGGAAGACUCCCACCAGAUUCUGAGCCAGACCAGCCACGACUUAAAUGAGUGCAGCUGGUCCCUGAAUAUUCUGGCCGUCAACAAGCCCCAGAACAAGUGUGAUGACCUGGACCGGUUUGUGAUGGUGGCAAAGACAGUGCCCGAUGACGCCAAGCAGCUCACCACGACCAUCAAUACCAACGCCGAGGCCCUCUUUAGACCAGGCCCUGGCAGCUCGCAUGUGAAGAGUGGGUCUGAGAACAUCAUGAACUCCACGGAGUACCCACACGCUGCAUCCCAGAUGCCUCUGCUGCAUCCUGGGGACCACAAGGCUCAAGGCCUCAACAAGCCCCUGCCCCCAAGCCUGGGUAAGGACCAGCCUCCUGACUGCAGCAGCAGCGAUGGCUCUGAAAGGAGCUGGAUGGAUGAUUAUGACUACGUCCACCUACAGGGUAAGGAGGAGUUUGAAAGGCAACAGAAGGAGCUGUUGGAAAAGGAGAAUAUCAUCAAACAGAAUAAGCUGCAGCUGGAGCAUCAUCAGCUAAGUCAGUUCCAGUUGUUGGAACAAGAAAUCACCAAGCCCGUGGAGAAUGACAUCUCAAAGUGGAAGCCCUCUCAGAGCCUCCCGACCACCAACAGCAGCGUGGGCGCUCAGGAUAGGCAGCUGCUCUGCUUCUACUACGACCAGUGCGAGACCCAUUACAUCUCCCUCCUCAACGCCAUCGACGCCCUCUUCAGCUGUGUCAGCUCAGCGCAGCCCCCGCGCAUCUUCGUGGCCCACAGCAAGUUUGUCAUCCUGAGCGCACACAAACUGGUGUUCAUUGGGGACACGCUGACGCGGCAGGUGGCUGCCCAGGACAUUCGCAACAAAGUGAUGAACUCCAGCAACCAGCUCUGCGAGCAGCUCAAGACUAUAGUGAUGGCAACCAAGAUGGCGGCCCUCCAUUACCCCAGCACCACGGCCCUGCAGGAGAUGGUGCACCAAGUGACAGACCUGUCCAGGAAUGCCCAGCUCUUCAAGCGCUCUUUGCUGGAGAUGGCAACCUUCUGAGGGGAGGAGGAGAAAAGGGGGACUGAGUGCGCUACUAAGGAAAACUGGAAAUGCUAUCUGGUUUUUGUACAUGUUAUCUAUUUUUGUAGAUAAUUUUAUAUGAAAAUGAAAUAUUUUAACAUUUUAUGGGUUAGACAACAUUCAGAAAUUCAGGGAGCUAGAGGGGGAAUUUUUUUUUCCUGUGUGGUUCUUACAUAAACACAUCUAAGGCAUAAACUGUACAGAAACUUGUCCACGUGCGUGUGUAUGCCUGUGUAUUCAUGUUCGUUUGUAGAUGUUUGUCCGAUACAUUCCAUUAGAAAACAUGAAUGAAGAAGCACCUUAGUAAGCACGUCCUAAUGCUGCAUCUUUUUUUUUUUUAGGAAACAUACCAGCUAGUUGUAAUAUUGCUCUACAUAUACUAGCAAUUAUUCUGAGCCUGUCACUUCCAAGUCUGGGAAGCACAGUAUACAUAUCAGUGUUCACCUUCCAAUAGUAAGGCAUAGUAUGAACUUGCUUUUGUUCUGAAACCUGUUUCAAAAUUGACCAUGUGGGCCCAUUGUGGCAAAAUGCUUCACUUCUGAUUGAAAAAGCCCUUUUAUAAAAGAAGUUUCAGGAAGUAUAUGUUAACCCAAAUGCUGAUAUAGGCAGAGAUCAUAUCCCUAGGUAGGGCCGGGUUGUUUCAACACAGAGAAGACAUUGCACUAGAAGGAGUUCACAUGGUUCCCCAGGACUUUUUGAUGGCAUUUAUGAGACACUUGGCCGAGAGGUUUUCUAAAGGGUGUUUCAAGAUUUGCAAAAACCAUAUUACUGGGCAGCCCUGGUGGUGCAGCGGUUUGGCGCCGCCUGCAGCCUCGGGUGUGAUCCUGGAGACCCAUGUCGGGCUCCCUGCAUGGUGCCUGCUUCUCCCUCUGCCUGUGUCUCUGCCUCUCAAUCUCUCUCUCUCUGAAUAAAAUAAGUAAAUCUUAAAAAAAAAAAAAAACCAUAUUACUUGCAGCAGGAAUUCAUAAAGGCAUCAGACUAUGAUUGUCCAUAAAAAGAAGGGAUGGUUGCAUCUGCCAGUUGUAAACAGAGGCCCUUCUGACUCCCAACAUUCACUUCAGUGCUAUUACCUCCAUUACCUUAGAAAAAUCAGCCAGUUCCUUGGUCACUUAAAGGUUAGAGCCACCAGGCCACAUCCUAUUUCAAAGGGAGUCAUUGCCUGAUCAUGCACCCUCCUUAAAACAUGCAGCUGCUGACCUGACACUCAGCCCAUCCAGUCUUUAUAAUUCUCUCUGGCCCAUGACCCUGUGUACACAGCCCACCACCAUCUUAUAGUUCAUCACAGCCCCCAUUCCAAGUGUGUCUCUUACACUGCGGAUGUUGACACAGCACAGACGCACCCAGAAGCUGUUAGAUUCGUUUUGGGGGCAAAUGAAAUACUUCCUACCUAGUGGGUUAAUGUAUCCACAUAUUAUCAAGUCAGGAAGCAUGUUCUCUACAGACUUUCAGUCCAGUUGUUUUUUAAUGGUUUUAGCCUAGCCUAUUUGAAAACAUUUUUAUUUGCAAUAUAUUCCCUGACUUAAUCAAGCUUGCUUUAAACAACCAAACCAUUGGAACAGGAAAGGAUUUAAGAGAGAAGAACAUGUGAUCUAAGUGUGAGAAAAAAAAUCACAGAAGGUGCUUUUUGGAACAAUUGUUAUUGUUCUCCGAGUUCUGCUCUGUCAAAAGAUGAUUAAAAGUUGUAUUGUUAUAUGACAAGUAAGCAUGGGGGGAGAAAGGAGAUUGCUGAAAACCAGCUAAGCAGGAGUUGAAAGGUGUCCCUAUAGGGCUCAUUGUAUAACGUGUGUUUCUUAGGUGAUGACAGACUUGUUCUAAGCUAAGUGGUGACAUUUCACGCUUUCAAAACCAAAACGUUCAAUCUGUAUUAUUCUCUUUCCCAUGUUGUAUAUAAAGGAUAUUUUUAAAUCAUUAAAUUUUUAGAUCUCGA
Messenger RNA from Nyctereutes procyonoides (raccoon dog), 4746 nucleotides. It is a transcript of the gene NEDD9, whose product is annotated as neural precursor cell expressed, developmentally down-regulated 9. The transcript is spliced from 8 exons. NCBI's taxonomy places the organism in Eukaryota, Metazoa, Chordata, Mammalia, Carnivora, Canidae. Gene Ontology annotation, cellular component: plasma membrane; cytoplasm. Gene Ontology annotation, molecular function: protein binding. The coding region runs from base 294 to 2798 and encodes 834 amino acids. The record is from RefSeq and is a predicted model, not a curated record. Gene Ontology annotation, biological process: cell migration; cell surface receptor protein tyrosine kinase signaling pathway.